Molecule: messenger RNA, 2363 nt
Organism: Panicum virgatum (switchgrass)
Lineage: Eukaryota; Viridiplantae; Streptophyta; Magnoliopsida; Poales; Poaceae
Product: serine/threonine-protein kinase AtPK2/AtPK19-like
Exons: 6
Coding region: 558-2078 (506 amino acids)
Biological process (GO): protein phosphorylation
Molecular function (GO): protein serine/threonine kinase activity; ATP binding
Source: RefSeq, a predicted model, not a curated record
UAUUCCCCGCCGCCCCCCGGCGGUAUACCCUCACGAUCUGAGCCGCUACGAAAUCAGCCAAUGCAACACCGCCACGCUUCCCCUCCCCGCCCUCGGAGCCCCGCGUCCGCCGCGCCGCUGCUGGUAUAAUAGCCCCCUCGCCGCGCAACCGCACGAGCUCGCCCGAGCAAACCACCGCCGCUGCCCGCCGUUACCCUCGCCGCUCGCUCCCCUCUGCAAAGCCCAUAGACAAGUUGAUCUCAUGAGUUCAGGAAGAACAGUAGCAUCCAAAGUUUCCUGUUCAGCGGGAAACAGUGGCAGCUUCCCUCCCUGCCUCCUUCCAGGGUUUCUAGGGUUCCCAGUUGUUUUCGUAAACUUCCACUUGUUCAAGGCCAUUGUUCGCAGCCCUGCAUCUUCCGUUGUCUUGGGAAUCUGUGGAGGGAGCCUCCCUUAGACAGUUGCCCUAUAAGGCAUCAUUCUGGUUAAUCUGGGAAUUCGUUGUAGGGAGCUGCCCUAGCUAAAUCGUGGCCCAAGACUUCUUAGGUCACGAAACUGCUGAAUCUGAUAAGCUCUAGAAGAUGGUUUCUUCUGAGAUAACCUCUGUUACAGCAGCUCGUGCACAGGGCCCCAAGCUCUUCAGAGGGAAGAUACUUCUGCCAGGGGGGCCACCAGUUGUUGUUCCUUCUGAAAAUGUCGAGUUUGAUUUUUCUGAUGUUUUCGGACCUACUGCGGUCCAUACUCCUACAGAAGUGAAUAUUCUCACUCCAGACAGUCCAGCACCUGUGGUUGAGUCCAGCGAUGAGGUUUACAAUGACCCUGAUGUCAUUGUCAAGCGAUCUCAUUCUCUUGUUGGUCCAUCAUCUCUUGUUAGCCAAUCUUUGCCAUUUAGCAAGCUUGCACUACAUGAGACUGAGAGCUCAUUGGAACUUUCAGAGUGCUCUUCCAAAGAAAAGCAAAUUUGUCAUGUGUCCCUUAGUGACGAUGAGCUUGAAGAUGUCAAAAAGGAGAAUGAGGGUGUUGGGCUUGAUGAUUUCGAAGUCUUGAAGCUUGUUGGCCAAGGUGCAUUUGGCAAAGUCUAUCAGGUGAGAAAGAAAGGUACUUCAGAAAUAUAUGCAAUGAAAGUUAUGAGGAAGGACAAGGUUGUGGAGAAGAAUCAUGCCGAGUACAUGAAAGCUGAGAGAGAUAUACUGACAAAAGUUGACCAUCCUUUUGUAGUGCAGCUGAGGUACUCGUUUCAGACUAAGUACCGACUUUACCUUGUCCUCGACUUCAUUAAUGGGGGUCAUCUCUUCUUCCAGCUUUACCAACAGGGUUUAUUUAGGUAUUUUGGUUUCAUAUAUUUCUACUCUGUGCCUGUCAAGUUGUUACUAGCCUUAAUAAGUACCUUGUCUUAUAGGGAGGAGCUUGCACGCAUCUAUACUGCUGAAAUUGUAUCUGCCGUAGCCCACCUCCAUGCCAAUGGUAUUAUGCAUAGAGAUUUGAAGCCUGAGAACAUCUUACUCGAUGCUGAUGGUCAUGCCAUGCUGACCGACUUUGGCGUGGCAAAGGAAUUUGAUGAAAACACUAGAUCAAACUCUAUGUGUGGUACUGUUGAGUACAUGGCCCCAGAAAUUGUUCAGGGCCGGGGUCAUGAUAAGGCUGCUGACUGGUGGAGUGUGGGCAUCCUUCUUUUUGAAAUGCUUACGGGCAAGCCACCGUUUGUUGGUGGAAACAGAGACAAGAUUCAGCAGAAGAUAGUGAAGGAGAAGAUAAAGCUGCCGACAUAUCUAUCGAGUGAAGUUCACUCUCUGUUGAAAGGAUUACUGCACAAAGAAGCUGGCAGACGGCUGGGAAGCGGGCCAGGUGGCAGUGAUGAAAUAAAGAACCACAAGUGGUUCAAGUCAAUCAACUGGAAGAGGCUGGAGGCCCGGCAGAUCCAGCCAAGCUUCCGCCCAAAUGUUGCUGGCAAGACCUGCAUCGCGAACUUCGACGAGUGCUGGACGAGCAUGCCCGUCCUGGACUCUCCAGUGGCCAGCCCAGUCGCAGCCAACAGCAACUUCGUAGGGUUCAGUUAUGUGAGGCCUGCCCCGUUCCUGCAAAAGCCAAGUCCUCUUGGCUGAGGAGCUACUUCCGUUAUCAGAGAAGAUAGAUCCUGGAGUUGGAAUAUAUUUUUUUUUUGAACAUGGAGUUGGAAUAUUUAUCUUGAGGUACCUGCGGGUACGAGUUUGCAUGUAGAUUUAUAUUUCUGGGAUUUUGUGGAAAACACUUUGUUCUAGACAUUAGUGAUGUAUGUGUAACCUUAUUGUUGUGUUAUGCUCGAGGACAACUGCUGGGCAAGUGACCUUGUGUAAUAAUUGCCAAAAUUUCUUACUGAAGUGUCAUAAUUAUUUGCAGCAGAUGUACAA